This is a messenger RNA of Mauremys reevesii (Reeves's turtle), 2936 nucleotides long. RefSeq names its product phosphatase and actin regulator 2 (gene PHACTR2). Lineage: Eukaryota; Metazoa; Chordata; Testudines; Geoemydidae. The coding region runs from base 215 to 2164 and encodes 649 amino acids. Gene Ontology annotation, biological process: actin cytoskeleton organization. Gene Ontology annotation, molecular function: actin binding. The record is from RefSeq and is a predicted model, not a curated record. The transcript has 13 exons.
UGGAGCAGGAACAGUCGUGAGCUGGGCUGCAGCCGGAGGAGGUGGACUUACAAACUAGCCUGCGAGAGGCAGGAGUUCCAGUCGGGUAGGAAAACAGCAAGCCCAGGGAAAAGGUGAAAUGAACCCUUGGAAAUGUCUGUGGCAGAGAAUACAUGAGCAAAGGACCAAAAGAGCUGCAUGAUUGUUGGACACCGGCCCUCUUAAAGUUUAAGAAAUGGGCCAGACCUCAGUCUCCUCUCUGUCUGAGCAAGCCAGCGUUGAUGGAUUAGACAAGGCUUCAAUUGCAAAUUCUGAUGGGCCAACCCCAGGAUCCCAAACGCCUCCUUUCAAGAGAAAAGGCAAACUCUCUACCAUUGGCAAAAUCUUUAAACCUUGGAAAUGGCGGAAGAAGAAGACCAGUGACAAAUUUAAAGAAACAUCAGCAGCGUUGGAAAGGAAGAUUUCGACAAGACAAAGCAGAGAAGAGCUGAUAAGAAAGGGAGUUCUGAAGGAAAUGCCUGAGCAAGCUGGUGAUGUAACAGUAAAUUUUGAAACCUCAAAUGGGCACACCAUAACUAUCAGUGAAGAAACCAUCCAGGAAGAAAAUGUAAUAAAGACCACAGAAGACAAUGGCUCCUUAUCUGCCAAAGCAUCAGCUGUGGAAGGAAAAAAAGAAGAUAAAAAAGAGAGCACUGUUAACUGUCCUGAAAAACCGGCAUCCCAUGCUCCACCGCCGCCUAAGUCUAGGCCUAAACCUAAAAAAGCAUCAAUACCGCCAAAAAAUGUUACUGCUGCUGCCACCGCCACCAGCCAUAAGAGUAAUGAAGCACCUCAUGUUAAAAAAAAAGUCAAGGCUCCUGCUAAGCAGCCCCCUGUCCCACCUCCCAAGCCAACAGGUCACAAUGCAAAUCGAGAAGCUGCUAGCUCCUCUCAUGUAAAAAAAUUACCCGUCUCCAAGUCAUCUUCUUCACAAUCUCUUUCAUCCACAUCAUCUCAUCCAAAAGCCUCUAAGGAGACAGCACCUAGUAAAACGGGCACAUCAGGGACUUCCAGGGGCAAGAAAAAACCCGGGAAGCAGUCAGCCCCACGAACCCGUGCAGAUGGGGACGUUUCUUCCACCUCCAAUGCAGCAGCAAACAGUUUAGAAACAAAGGUGGAAAACUCUCAGCCAGAGCAACCUCCCGUCAUAAUUUCUGAAUCUGAAGAUACAGACCAGCAGAGCAAACUGAUUGUCCCUCCUCCUCCCACUGCUCCUCCUCCUCCUCCACCGCCGCUGUUGCCGCCUUCCUCUCCUUCUUCAGCCAGUCAGUUCACUGACACCUCAGAAACACCAGAUGUACCCAUUAGCACCAAAGCAGGCCUGUCUGUCCCAGGCUCAGAUUCUAAUCCUCUUCUCCAGACUGAACAUGAAACAGACAAUGAAGACCUUAGCAGUAUAGCCCUAGACAAUAGCCUGGAUAGGAGUGAAGAAAACACAACAUGUUCAGUUACCAAAGAAGACCAGGAAGAGGAGACUCCUAACCUAGCAAGUCCUCAACCAACAGAAGAACCUCCUGAGCCUAUGGCCAGUCCGGAAAGUGAGAGCAGCAAAGAGAGCCACACCAGUGACUCCGAUUCAGAUGGGCCAAUACUCUACACUGAUGAUGACGAUGAUGACGACGAUAACACAAGUGCAGAAAGCUCUUUAGCAAGUAAAAUCCGUCGUAGGGAUACUCUUGCUAUCAAACUUGGCAACAGACCAUCUAAAAAAGAAUUGGAAGACAAAAACAUCUUGCAGCGUACCUCUGAGGAGGAGAGGCAGGAAAUCAGACAUCAGAUUGGAACGAAGCUAGUGAGGAGACUUAGCCAGAGGCCCACAACUGAAGAGCUAGAGCAGAGAAAUAUCCUGAAGCAGAAGAAUGAAGAAGAAGAACAGGAAGCCAGGAGGGAAUUAAAACGCAGUCUCAGCAGAAAGCUCAGUCUGAGACCUACAGUGGCUGAACUGCAGGCAAGAAGAAUCCUACGUUUCAAUGAAUAUGUGGAGGUAACAGAUUCCCCGGAUUAUGAUCGCCGAGCAGACAAGCCUUGGGCAAGGUUAACUCCUGCAGACAAGGCAGCAAUACGGAAAGAACUGAAUGAAUUUAAAAGCACAGAAAUGGAAGUACAUGAGGAAAGUCGACAGUUUACAAGGUUUCAUCGUCCAUAAUUGUUUGACAGUAUCCCAUACUUCACACCCCAGUUUCCUGUGGGAAAAUCAUUGCAUCAUGAAUACCUGAGAUUGCACUGGAACUUGAACGAGUGAGAGUGUGUGUUGCAGCUUACCCUGAGGUUAAUGAAGAAUGUGGCCCUCAUCUUUACUAGAGAACAAGAGAUUUGACUGGGACCAGAACCCAGGGAAAGUGGGGGUAGCAUUCCAUAUUAACUAAGCAAUGUCUUGAUGGUAAGAGAGAUUGUGAUUCUGUGGCUAGCUCACACAGAUACAUUGAUAUUUUUUCAUCAAAGCUUGAGCAGACAGGAAGAGCUGAAGACAAUCGUUUGACAACCUGUGGUCACAAACUCAUCAGACUUUACAUCAUGGUGACUGAGGGUAAUUGUGGGUACAGUGGGAACACAGAGAGAGGCGGGCACGGAAAGAGACUUUGCCUGUCAGUUAACAGAAAAAAGUUAGAACAAACUGGUAGUAAAUUCUUUAUGAAACUGGUUUAAUUAUAUAUUUGGAUGGCAGGAGGAAAAGAUUUGUAAAUCUGGGAGUUUGAGCAACUGUGUGUGUGUUUUCUAGAGACCUCAGCCUGUCCUAGCAAGACAGUACGCCACCAAGUCUUCAUUUCAUCAGUACUUUAGUGAAGUACAGUAAUUUUUGUGGUGCCAGUGAACCUACUUGCCAGAAAAUAUUCUUGUUAUAAUUCAGAUGUAUUUUUUAAAAUUCUGAAAAGCAUGCUUAAAGAAAAUACAUUGAGUAUUUGUAUAGCACAGCUAAA